CAACAACAACAACAACAGCAGCAGUGUAACCCACAUAACAGCGUUGUCACUACUACCAAACAAGCGGCAAAUGUGGAGGAUAACUUUACGGCGAUGCGCAAUGCCGCCAUGUCUAUGUUUAAACAACGCACAAAGGAUCUCACCAUGGUAUCAUCCCUAACAGCUGAAGCCGAUGAGUUGGAGCAACUAAACAAUCAGGUGCAAUCCACCAUCCAUCAACUGCAAGAACAGAGGGCGGUGUUGGAGGCGCAGAUCGAAACAGAGGAAAGUCGAGUAAAAGAACGGGAGGUUCAGCUGCGAGAAGUACACACCAUGCUUGCACAGAUGAAAGAAGAUCAGGGUGUUUUCUCUGGUGUUCAUCGCUCCUCCGAACACGUCGCUACACUUCUACAGCAAUUCGUCACAACUUACACCAAUAAAAGCGGUGAUGUUGUUCGGCUGUUGGAACAGGCACAAGAACGGGCACAGGGACGUUCACCGAAUGAGUGGCGUACAGCCGCGAAUGACUUGCGUUGGCGUCAGUCGGUAGCGGAAGAUCACAUUAAACAGAUUGAACGACAACACACAGUUCCUGUUGGGUUUGCAGAUAUUCUACUGGAAUGGUCACGUGGAGUGUGGAAACAACAUUCAGAGUAUGCACCUCUACUACACUUGUGUGAAGAGCUCUUAUUGCUGAUGCAGGACGCUACAGAAGCUGUGCGUGGACUUUUACCACCUCCUGUAUUAUGUGAACUUACUCCUAUUACGGAAGAAAUGAAUGUUAUCAAAGGUGAUGAUAAUGAAGAUAAGCAUACGAACAAUAAUAAUAAUAAUAAUAAUAAUGAUAAGGAUGAUGAUGCUAUUGCUCUCUCUACUGCAACAAAGACCUGUGCGUAUACAGAAGGGAGUUUACGGGAUCUUGACUGUAUUGCAGAAGUGGGAACGUUAAUGGAAAAGGAAGCCGAAGGUGUUGGUCUCUGUUGUGCUGUUCUUCCACGUGAACGACUGGAACUGGCGCGGUCAAAGUGUAUCUCACUUCAACAGUUGGCGAUCGCUCUGCAGAAGGCAACGGCGGUGUCAAAUGAACACGCAAGGAAUUUGGAGGAACAAGAUGCGUUGGUAAAACUACUAAAGGAACGUGUGAGUAAUCUUGAUACACAAAGGAUAAAUAUGGAGUCUAAUCAGCAGAAGGAAAUAGCUAUAAUACCACAAGAAGUAGAUAUGCAUGAAAAUUUGUCUUUAUCAUGGCAUAAAGCUUUGCAAACGGUAGCUGCACAUAUACAGCAUGAGAUAACGUACCAAACUGUUAUUACUACGAAUGAGAACGAAACGAAACAAUUGGAAACGGAAUUAGAUGCUAAAGUAUCAUACAUGCAGGAACAAUUCUUAAAUCUACACAGAAAAUUAGUAGAACUUUGCAGUGCUUAUAUUGUAGAAGAGGAACAAAAAAGAGAGGCUUUGAGAGAAUUUAAAGAAGCAACAGAUGUUCAAAAUGAAGAAGAUGCUCGUUUAUGCGUUCUUCGUGAUCUCUGUGGGGAACUUGAGACUGUAUUACAGCGGGAUCUUGAAGAGAUGCGUCAAAAUCGCCAUUGUGAAGUAACCAAUACAUCAGAAGUAUUGGAAUGCAAUGCGGAGGAUGAGGAUGAGAAGGAUCCAUCUAAGGCUGCUGUAGUGGAUGAGUUUUUGACAAAGUUACUCCGUUGUGACUGGGAGAAAAAAGAGACAGAGAAAGAGGAACAAGGAAAUCAUAAUAAUGAUAAUAAUAAUGAUAACUUCAAUAAUCAUGCCACAGAUAACAGAGAUAACAUAAAGAAUGAAUUAUUAAAACUCACUGGACUUGAUGUGGAGUUUUUGCAGCGUGUGGCUCAGUGCCUUGCAACUAUGCAGGACGAGACAAAUCAGACAAUGAAGACAUACCAAGAAUGGAAAGAGGGAACAGAAGAAGAACUUGUUGCUCUUUCUGCUGAGUGA
This is a messenger RNA of Trypanosoma theileri, 1950 nucleotides long. RefSeq lists its product as uncharacterized. The annotation marks the transcript as partial. The transcript has a single exon. The record is from RefSeq and is a predicted model, not a curated record. Lineage: Eukaryota; Euglenozoa; Kinetoplastea; Trypanosomatida; Trypanosomatidae.